This is a messenger RNA of Linepithema humile (Argentine ant), 2989 nucleotides long. The record is from RefSeq and is a predicted model, not a curated record. Lineage: Eukaryota; Metazoa; Arthropoda; Insecta; Hymenoptera; Formicidae.
UCGGCGACACCUGUGUAUAAAAACUACGUUGUGAGUGACGUCUUGUGUGGAUUUUACUAGAAAAUUGUCCGCAGUUUUCUCCAAUUCAGAUUUCUGUAUCUUCAUAAUAUUAUCGCAAUUAUUGACUGACGCGGAAUUAGAGUGCGCAAUACUUAAAUUAGUGUGCAGCUUGUUGUGACUUGUGAAAAAAUCAUCACAUGCUAUCAAAAAGGUAGAAUGAAUCUGGAUGAAUAUCGCAAACAUGGAAAGGAAAUGGUGGAUUACAUCGCUGAUUACUUGGAGAAUAUCCGUUCUCGGCGCGUAUAUCCAGCAGUCUCACCGGGAUACUUAAGAAAUGUCCUGCCGACGUCGGCCCCGGUCGACGGCGAACGCUGGGAGGAUAUAUUCGCCGACAUUGAGAAAUGCAUUAUGCCGGGUGUGACGCAUUGGCAGAGUCCACACAUGCACGCUUACUUCCCAGCCCUGAAUUCACCUGCCAGUCUGCUAGGCGACAUGCUGGCUGAUGCUAUAAACUGUUUGGGUUUCACGUGGGCUUCCAGCCCGGCGUGUACCGAAUUGGAAACAAUUGUUAUGAAUUGGUUGGGCAAAAUGAUCGGCCUUCCCGAAGAUUUUCUGCAUUAUCCAGGUAGCUCCGGCGGCGGUGGUGUUAUUCAAACAACAGCAUCAGAAGCUACGUUGGUGUGCUUGCUGGCAGCUAGAACUCGGGCUAUCAGGGAUGUGCAGGAAAACGAUCCUGAGUGUUUGGCGACAGAAAUCAAUUCGCGACUAGUCGCUUACUGCUCAGAUCAGGCACAUUCAAGCGUAGAAAAAGCUGGACUUAUAGGUUUGGUUCGAAUGCGAUACAUCGAAUCCGACAGUGAAUUAAGCAUGAGAGGAGAUGCUUUACUCGAAGCAUUAACUCGCGAUCGCGCUGAAGGUCUACUUCCUUUCUUCGUAUGUGCAACUUUAGGCACUACUGGUGCUUGCGCUUUCGAUAACCUCAAAGAAAUUGGACCGAUAUGUCAAAAGAACAGUUUAUGGUUGCAUAUUGAUGCAGCCUAUGCAGGCAGUGCUUUCGUAUGUCCUGAAUUUCGUGGUUGGCUUCAAGGAGUCGAGCACGCCGACUCAAUUGCUUUUAAUCCAAGUAAAUGGCUCAUGGUCCACUUCGAUUGUACAGCUAUGUGGGUGAAAAACAGCCAGGCGUUACACAGAACCUUUAAUGUGGAUCCGCUGUAUUUGAAGCAUGAAAAUACAGGUCUUGCAAUUGAUUACAUGCACUGGCAGAUUCCUCUAUCAAAAAGAUUUCGGGCACUAAAACUAUGGUUCGUUAUCAGGAAUUAUGGAAUUACUGGUUUGCAGAAACAUAUACGAGAAGGCGUGAGGUUAGCACAAAAAUUUGAAGCUUUAGUCCUGGCCGAUGCUCGUUUUGAAAUUCCUGCUUCGAGGCAUUUGGGUAUGGUAGUUUUUCGUCUUCGUGGUGAGAACACUUUAACAGAACGUUUGCUGAAGAAGCUUAAUUCACGGGGUCGAUUGCAUUGUGUGCCAGCCGCCUUACACGAAAAAUAUGUCAUCAGAUUUACGGUCACUUCGACAAAUACCACGAAUGAAGACAUUGUAAAGGAUUGGGCAGAAAUACGAAAUACUGCAAAUGAAAUAUUAGGUGAUACCUCCGCACCUAUAGCUAGAGCUAGAGUUCCUCUCGCAGACACACGGCAGAAGAAUGAGAAUUUUGGAUCAAGUUUGCUAUUGGCAAAUUCGCCGAUGUCGCCGAAAAUUGUGAACGGUAGUUUCGCCGCCAUAUAUGACACGGCUGACGUAUUUGAGGAAUGUAUGAAGACUUUUGGGAAAAUUCAUCUUGAGGCAAGAGAUAGUCCGGCCAUGCGUCGUCGUAUUCGCGGAAUACUAAUGUCAGGCAAACAAUUUUCUUUGGAUUCUCGUAUGGAUCUUGUUCAGGGAUAUGUUUGCAGCCGUCCACUCUCGGAUCCUCCUACCGAGUUACCAUUAAUGAAAGAGGAUGAAGAUACCGCGGCAUAUGAGUCAAUGUCUGAUAUCGAUAAACUGGAUGAAAUCGAUAAUGACGAGUCAUUUGAUAACUCUGAAACGAGCAAGAGGAAAGUAUCUAUUUCAAAGACUGGUUCGAAUUACGCAGUAGUAAACGGUUCAAUCGUCAAUAUCGAUACUGAGGACAAUGGCGAUAACACGGUGACCAUUGCGGCGGCUGAUGUAGGCUUCCCCAGAAGUGAAACUAUAGCUGCUUUCGGCCAUCGGCCGUAUACAGGCGAUUUGGAGCCUGUACGAAUUUUGAGGGAGAAGUUGAUGAAAGGACAGAGAAACGAAGGAAACGACGACAACGGGGACUUCUGCAGGAAAUGUGGUCACUACUCCAAACGUCAGUAAUUAAUCUAGAUGCAUUACGUAUUCUUCAUACGUUAAAGACCGCUCUUAUCUGCACUCGAAACCGUUUUUGCAUUCGUAAUCUGAUGAUUUAAAAUUAUUUUGCCGAUAAAUUGUUAGCUUGAUAUUAAAUAUGAAAUAUUCAUAUCACCUUGCUAAAUAAAUUUCAAAAAUCGAGAGAAUCGUAGAAUAAUGCGAGAUUAAUUUUCUCUUCCUUUGAGAUUUUUAAGAUUUUAAGAAUAGAAAAACUUUGAAUAUAGCAUGUUUUACAAUUCUUUUAAAAAUAAAAUGUUUUUAAAUAACAAAAUAAAAAUUGCCAAAGGUUACAUAAGUAGAUGUAGAUUUCUUUUGUUAAAAUUUCUAAUUAAUUAAAAAAUAUAUAUAUAUUUAAAUUUCUUUUAUUAAGAUGAUUAAAUUUUUAGAAGUUAAACUGUUAAAGUUAUACACGCAAAUGUACUCAGAAAAAUGUGCAAAGGGUGGCGUAUAAAAAUAAUCAUUGCUUUAUGUUUAUGUAGUUUUUGCUGUUAAUUAAAAUUGUAGUAAAAAUAAAGGCGUAGAGUGCAAUAUAUUUGUAACAAACGUAUGAAAUCAAAUAAAUGCACAACAUGACAAAGUA